This is a messenger RNA of Cladocopium goreaui, 2391 nucleotides long. The record is from the annotation of a GenBank genome assembly. Lineage: Eukaryota; Dinophyceae; Suessiales; Symbiodiniaceae.
AUGGGCUCUGGCGGCUCGUCUCAGGCAGCCAAACGUGCUGUGUCAGCAAAUAUUGCUGAGGCGGACCAAACAGAAGGAUGUCGGAGUGGCAUUAUGCCGACCGCCCAGGAGCACACCAGCCCGGAAGUCCACAGCAAGCUGUACGAUGAAAUCAUGAGUUCCAUCGACCUGGUCUUCGGGCACUUCAGCGAUGGAGUUCGAGGACUUCCGGCGGAACGACUCGGGCAGGCCAUGCGGAUCCUGGGGAUGAACCCCACGGAGGAUCAGGUCUACAAACACUUGGCAGAUCUUGGUCGCCCAUACAUCGACCAAGCGACGUUUCACCGUUUCAUCCAGGACGAAUUGACAAAGUAUCUCGAACAGGUUCAGGCUGUGGUUGACUAUUUGAAGCAAUAUGAUACGGACAACAAGGGCGCCUUGUCCACUGAAGAAGUUCAAGCAGCGAUCAGAGGAAGUGAGCUGAGCCAGAAGAAGCUCCAGGCUUGUAAAGGUCAGCUGGAUAUUGUGGAGCUGGCAACGUGUUUUCUGGAGCUGGGUGAUGAGGACAUGCUUGAGCCAUCGGAGGCAGCCAUGGCAGCCAUUGGGGGAAUCGCCGGAGAGCGCCAGUGGCCCAGCAGUUUGGAGGCUCAGGCCUACAGCACGAUGUUCAGCGAUGUCAUCGCUUCCACGAACGCGGUCUUCAGAUAUUUCUCCCAGCCUUCUGGAGUUCCCGCGGAACGACUUGGACAUGCCAUGGCUAUUCUUGGGAUGAAGCCCACGGAAGAUGAGGUCAAAAAGCAUUUGGCAGGUCUCGGUGGUCCAAAAUACAUUGACCAAAAGAUGUUUCACCGUUUCAUAGAGGAGGAAUUGGGAAAGCUGAUUCCGAAAGUUCAGGAAUUGCUGGACUAUCUAAAGCAGUUCGACACGGACGGUAAAGGCGCAUUGUCAGAGGAAGAGCUGCAAGAAGUGAUGAGAGGAAGUGAGCUGAGCCAGGACAAAGUCCAGGCCAGUCUUCGGAAGCUGCCGAGGAACAGUGAAGGUCACCUGGACAUCGUGAAACUGUCCAAGUACUUCUUGGAGCUCGGCGACUCUCAGGUUGAAGCUGACGACUCGAUUCCUGGUACAGCGAAAACUAGGCAGGAUGUCGCCUCCCAGGUGCGAGAAGCCAUUGCCAAAGCGGCCGACGCAGAAGCUCGAUACGGCUUGAAAGAUCCACAGGCUUUCGCCCAGUUCCUACAAGAUUCGGAUGUUCGGUUGGUACGAGCCAAGUACUUGGUAGACUUGGUUCUCUCCAAACGGCCGUUACCGAGACGGCAAGAAGCUGAAACCGAGACCUUCACGUGCGGUGGCGAGCCUCAGAGUGCGUUGGUGACGCACGAAGAAGUGCAAAAUUGGGCUAAUGGGACCCAGGAGGCAAUCAUUUGUUCCAUUUCCCACGCCUGGGAAACCCGGGAACAUCCAGAUCCCUGUCGGCACCAAUUGCAGCAGAUCGUCAAUCAUACCGGACUGUACGGUGCUGCAUUCGAAGCAGACAUUUGGAUCUUCUAUGAUUACAGCUCGCUCUUCCAAUAUGAAAGAACCAACUCACAUGAAGAGAGGAGCUUUCGAAAGGCGAUGAACAACAUGCACCUCAUGUAUGCUCACGAAUGCACUUUGACAUUCAGGAUCGAAACCCUUACUCCAGAGCCUGUUUGGAACACCAUGCUGGCUGAUGAAGAAGCUGUUGUCCGAGUGUAUGAUGCAGGCAGCAAGACUCUGAAAGAGAAGCCCUUGAAGCUCUUGGAAGCCAACAGAACUCCAUACUUACUGCGAGGGUGGUGUAUGGCAGAAAUCGAAUGGUCAUCUCUGAGAGGAGUGAAUGCACAACAUCAACACAUCGACAGACCGAAGGAUCCGAAGGAUCCGAAGGAUCCGAAGGCUGAGACGAAGGGAUCCGAUGAUCUCAAUGGGAGAGUGCCUAUGAUCCCUGAGAAGUUCAGGCAGCAAAUGGAGCAAGCAAAGUUCACCCAUCGCUCGGAUGCUGAUGCAGUGAUCUAUUUGCAACAAAAGAUUUUCAGGGAGAAGGUGAUCGAAUGUCAACACUUGGUGUUGGAAGGCCUUCCGGCCCAAGAGAUCUUGGCACUAGCGCAUGCACUCCCACACUACGAAAAUCUGAAGAGCUUGAAGGUGAGGAGGUUUCAAUGUGGCGAGGAAGAGGCAACGUCCCUAGUCAAGGCUUUGGCAUCAAGUCAAGUGGAGACGCUUGCAAUCACCCGUGGCAUGGGUGAAAGUGGCCGCUUCAUGGUGAAGGCUCUCGCGGAAGCCUUGAAGACCAAUAGCUCCGUGCGGGACAUGAAUUUGGCAUUCAAUGAGAUUGGUGCCGAGGGAGCUCAGGCCUGGCCUGUAUCGGAUGUGUUGGGCUCUUUGGCUUAG